Syngnathoides biaculeatus (alligator pipefish) is the source of this 525-nucleotide messenger RNA. It is a transcript of the gene cdnf, whose product is annotated as cerebral dopamine neurotrophic factor. NCBI's taxonomy places the organism in Eukaryota, Metazoa, Chordata, Actinopteri, Syngnathiformes, Syngnathidae. The record is from RefSeq and is a predicted model, not a curated record. Gene Ontology annotation, biological process: dopaminergic neuron differentiation; neuron projection development. The transcript is spliced from 4 exons. The coding region runs from base 1 to 525 and encodes 174 amino acids. Gene Ontology annotation, cellular component: endoplasmic reticulum.
AUGUCGCCGCUUCUCCUCAGCACUCUGCUGCUUUUAAAUGGGCGAGCAUGUUUCGUGACUGCCAACAACGAUUCGGCUUUUGCGGUGUGCGAGGGGUUCCUCGGCGGACUUUACCGAAGGAUGACGUCCGCUCACAAAGAGCUGACUCCCGCUCUGGUGGAGGAAGAACUGUUCCGGGCUUGCUCCGCCGCCCAGGGCAAGGAGGCCAGGCUGUGUUACUACUCAGGAGCCAGCAGUGACGCGGCGACCCGCGUCACGCCAUCCGUGUCCCAGCCUCUGGCUUCCCACGUUCCUGUGGAGAUUUGCCGGCGCCUGAGCAGCAGGGACACGCAAAUAUGUCAACUCAAACACGAGACCGAGCUGAAGGAUUUGAGCAGCGAAGGCUUGAAAAGGAUGCGCGUGGCGGAGCUGAGGAACAUUUUAGCCUCGUGGGGAGAGGAGUGCCGAGGGUGCCUGGAGAAACACGAAUUCGUCAGCCUCAUCCUGGAGAAGGCCUCGCUUCAGACUCACAAAGCCGAACUGUGA